CCUGAUGUCUCUCUAACACUCCCUGAUGUCUCUCUAACACUCUCUUAUCACACACUGCUGCUGAGUGUUUACAGUCUCUGCUGCUGAUUGGCUGCUGUGGUCACAUGAUUUCAGAGAAUCGUCUCAGACAGAGUGAAACUUAACAGCUAUACCAACAAUAAAAGGAUGUCCUCAGCCUAUUGGAUGAGACUGAUGUUCACUGUUUCACUUUCUGUUGUUUGCCUUUAAAGUGCCUCUCAGCAGCUCGUCUCUCCACUGCUCCUCGUCAGACGAUCAGAACACAUCAGCUGAAGAGAACCCUCUCUCUCUUCACACUUCCAAGAUGGCGUAUUCCACUGUACAAGUCCAUGGCUCACAGCUAUGUGGAUAUGUGUUCAACGUUGGAGAGACUGUCUACAGAUGCAGGGACUGUGCCAGAGGCUCACAAUAUUUGCUGUGUCAUGACUGCCUCCAGAGUGGCAUACACAAACAUCACCAGUAUGAGACAGGUGUUGCUCUCACACCUGGUUGGUUCUGUGACUGUGGAGUCGUGAAGGCUUGGAGAACUGGACAGUGGUGCACCAAACACGGCCCAGCAAACUCUGUAGUGCCGCAGCACCCGGAGUUGAUAAAACUGGCCCAAGCUGUGAUUGGUCCCUUGAAGAGUGGGCUUCAAUCCUUCAACACCGUCACAGACUUACUCCUCAGCGUGAAUGCAGACAUCGUCUAUCCUGGAUGCCAGACCUUUGAUGAGAUCAGGAGAGAGUUUAAACGCAUGAAGCAGAAGUUAGAAAGAUCAGAGCAGGUGGCCAAACAGGAGCUUCUAAAGCUGGAUGGGGACACUGAGCGUCUCACUGCAGAGCAGAGUUGGUUAGCCAAGGAGAAACAGAAGAGAGAGGGGGAGUUACAGAAUUAUAGAAUAGAGCUGAAGUCACAUCAGGAGUCUUUAGAGAGGAAUCAGGAAAAACUGAGACAAGCGAGAUGUCGUGUGAGGGAGGCAGAAGAGACCUAUGACAAAAUGAAACGGAGGAGAGAUGAGGCCGAGACAGCGAGGAAUGUUGGGAUUGGUCUCAUGGUGAUCCCAAUCGCCGGAUGGAUCGCUGGGUCAGUCUUGGCUGUUGCUGGCCAGGUAGACAUGGAUCAGGCUUCUAACUCGAUGGAGUCCGCUAGGAGUGAAGUACGUGAAUUUGAAUCUCAGGAGGAAACGUUCUCUAGCAAUGUAUCUGAGUAUGGCUCCAAAAUUAGUCAGAGUCAGGCCAACAUUCAAACUACAGACGAUAGGAUUCGUCAGACAGAGGCCUCACUGAAGGACUUGUCCAAGAAGCGGGAGGUCAUUGCUGAUAUCCAGGCUAAAACUAGACAAGCUGUCCGUCAACUGGGGAGGCUGAGUGGGGUGGGGAGUGCGGCGGAGCUGCAGACCCGACGUCUGAUCCUGCUAGAGCCGGUCAUGAAGGUGAUGGAAGAGAUGACAUCAGCACUGGGGCAGAUCACCGGAGAUCAGCUGCUGUAUUCAGAGGGCAUCCAGAGCCUGAUGUGGGAUAUGAGAAGGAACAGGGAGAAAUUAUUACAACUUGCUGACAGCAGAGAUACUCAUUCAGAUGAUGACUAUUACUAAUGAGUUGGUCCUUCUCAGAGAUUGCUAGAAAGUUCUUUUCUAUGUCAAUCAAUUCAAUUUCAAUCAAUUUUAUUUAUAAAGCCCAAUAUCACAAAUCACAAUUUGCCUCACAGGGCUUUACAGCAUACGACAUCCCUCUGUCCUUAUGACCCUCACAGCUGAUCAGGAAAAACUCCCCAAAAAACCCUUUAACGGGGAAAAAACGGUAGAAACCUCAGGAAGAGCAACUGAGGAGGGAUCCCUCUUCCAGGACGGACAGACGUGCAAUAGAUGUCGUACAGAACAGAUCAACAUGAUAAAUUAACAGUAAUCCAUAUGACACAAUGAGACACAGAGAGAGAGAGAGAGAGAGAGAGAGAGAGAGAGAGAGAGAUGCAGGUAAUGACAGUAGCUUACAACAACAUUAUUGAAAGUAAUAAUAUUAUAGUUAUAGUUCUGGCUACUGUGGUACAAUAUGUUGAAAGUAUGUAUUAAUAUCUGGCAGUAUACAUGUGUGACAAUAGUCAUAUGUGUAUAAUAACAGUAGAAGUAUGACUAAUGACUAAUGAUGGCAGCAGCAGCAGGAGGCAUCUGGCGGGACCACAGCAGCAGCACAACCACACACGUCACGCUGUCCAGGCACCGCUGUGAUAUGAGUUAAUCUGAGAGACAGUGGAGCACAAAGGCUCUGGAGAAGAAGCCGAGUUAGUGACAUCCAGAAUGGCCGAGUUAGCAAGAUGCAGUAAUAGAAUACGAGAGAGAGAGAGAGAGAGAGAGAGAGAGAGAGAGAGAGAAGGUGCCCGGUGUAUUAUAGGGGGGUCCUCCGGCAGACUAGGCCUAAGUCAGCCUAACUAGGGGCUGGUACAGGACAAGCCUGAGCCAGCCCUAACUAUAAGCUUUAUCAAAGAGGAAAGUCUUAAGUCUAGUCUUAAAUGUGGAGACGGUGUCUGCCUCCCGGACCGUAACAGGAAGAUGAUUCCACAGGAGAGGAGCCUGAUAGCUGAAGGCUCUGGCUCCUGAUCUACUUUUGGAGACUUUAGGGACCACGAGUAACCCUGCGUUCUCAGAGCGCAGUGUUCUGGUGGGAUAAUAAGGCACUAUGAGCUCUCUAAGAUAUGACGGAGCUUGACCAUUUAGAGCUUUAUAAGUUA
Epinephelus fuscoguttatus (brown-marbled grouper) is the source of this 2724-nucleotide messenger RNA. Its product is annotated as tropomyosin-like. The coding region runs from base 323 to 1594 and encodes 423 amino acids. The transcript has 6 exons. Gene Ontology annotation, cellular component: cytoplasm; ubiquitin ligase complex. Gene Ontology annotation, molecular function: zinc ion binding; ubiquitin protein ligase activity. Gene Ontology annotation, biological process: protein ubiquitination; ubiquitin-dependent protein catabolic process via the N-end rule pathway. Lineage: Eukaryota; Metazoa; Chordata; Actinopteri; Perciformes; Serranidae. The record is from RefSeq and is a predicted model, not a curated record.